GUCGGGGAUACCGCGCCUGUCUGCCGGCUGCUCGGUACCUAUAGACGCAAUCCGCUCACCGCGAUAACUUUACGUUCUAGUGCUAACAAUAAACUACGAAAAAUAUAUCUCAAAAUGUGAAAUCAUAAAAAGAGAAGAAUUAUCAUUAGAUAAAUCAUUUUGAAGUACGAACUUUAUUUAUUUUGUGGACAAAAGUUGGAUAACAUGAUAACAACCAUGACGUCAUUCAUAUUAUUGAAGACAAACUCUUUUUUGUUGAGGAUGAAUAGAGAGGAUAACGUAAACUGGUUCCAUGGGAAAAUAUCACGGGAAACUGCAGAGAAAUUGCUAAAAGAAGAGGGUGAGGAUGGUGUUUUCUUGGUACGUGAAAGCAACACUUCUCCAGGAGACUACGUGCUCUCGGUUCUUCACCAGGGAGAAGUAGUUCAUUACCAAAUUCGGAGACAUGGUGAAGAUGCAUUCUUCUCUAUAGAAGAGCACACAACAGUGCACGGACUUGAUACACUAAUUCAGCAUUACCGAGGAGACUCCAAUGGCCUGGUCACUCGGCUAUCUGUUGUUUGCAAAGGACAGCCACCACCUCAUGAGUCUCGUACACAGGGAAAUACCAACCUUUUACACAGGGCGACGGAAGCGGGCGAUUACACCGUAGUGUCACAGCUAUUAGCGUGCGGGUACCACAGCCGCGACGCUAAGAAUAAAGAUGGACAGACAGCCGUUCAUAUAGCGGCUAGAGCCGGCCGGGACAAGAUCCUGGCAAAACUCAUCGAGAGUGGCGCCACCGUCAAUGUCAGAGACUCAUUCGGAUACACGCCGCUACAUUACACCUGCCAAAACAACUUACCCAGCACGGCAGAGCUGCUGAUUACGAAGGGCCACGCCAACUAUCAGAUGCGGCACGCCGUCACCGGCAAGGUUCCGAUGCACGACGCCGCGCAAAAGGGACAUUUAGAUUGCAUAAAGGUUCUAUUGAAACUGAAAGCGCCGGCGCAUCCGAGGACUAUAGCGCAAGACACACCAGCACAGUUGGCCAAGCACAAUGGACACACAGAGUGCUAUGAAUUCCUAAAAAAUUACCAACCGGAUCCGCCUAAAACGUCGAAAACUCAAUGGUACCACGGCACGUUGAACCGAGACGAAGCCGUCAAACUAUUAGAGGAUUAUUGUAAGAAAAAUAACCUCAAAGACAAGACGUCCGACGGGGUGUUCCUAGUUCGCUACAGCGAGCGGCACACCGGUGCCUACGUCCUCACGAUGCUGUGCGAAAAUACAUCGUACAACUACAUCAUUAGGAAAGACAACAACAGCCUCUUCAUAGACGACGGGCCUUACCUGGAGUCCCUGGAGCGUCUGAUCGAACACUACUCGCUGGUGCCGGACGGCCUGCCCGCGCGGCUGCGAGCGCCCGUGCCGCCUGAACCCAAACCGCCGCUGCCCGAGUUCUCAACAAUGCCGCGUACAAAGAAACCAUCACCGAGCCGAGCGGCCAUGAACCAGACGCUAUCCCUAGUCAAACACGACAUCCUUGGAGACAACAACAAGAUGUCGCCAGCCACCUCACCUAACAACAACGCGUUUGAACUAUUGACUAGAAACCUUUCCUUCUCGUCAGACUUCGCAAACGACAGUCUGAACAAUAACGAAUGUCAAGACGAUGACACGUAUAAAGUGCCAGCAAAUAAUACAGCCGUUGUCACUCUAGCGGAGAAUUACAAUGAGAUUUCGAUUAAUUCUGAUGGACAGUUAUCUACGUUACAAGAAUUCAUCCCUAUGAGCGAGUUGACGCUCGGCCCUGUACUCGGCGAGGGUGAAUUCGGUUCCGUUCUCCACGCCACGUACAAUGCGCCCGAUCAGCCGCCAAUACAAGUGGCGGUCAAGACGUUACAUGUGCAGCAUACUGAUACCAAUAAAGAAGAGUUCCUAGCCGAGGCCAAGCUGAUGAUGGCCUUGAGACAUCCUUGUAUAGUGCGGCUCAUUGGAGUUUCAUUGGGUCCGCCGCUGGCCAUGGUGCAAGAGCUGGUGCCGCUGGGCUCGCUGCUGCGCGCGCUGGGCGGCGGGCCGGCGCGCGCGGGCCGACGCUCGCUGCGGCGCUGGGCGCGCCAGGUGGCGGCCGGCAUGCGCUACCUGGAGCGCGCGCGCUUCGUGCACCGCGACCUCGCCGCCAGGAACAUCCUGCUGGCCGACAGACAUCAAGUCAAAAUCAGCGACUUCGGCCUCUCCCGCGCUUUAUCCGCCGACAGUUCGUACUACAAGGCGCGCCGCGGCGGCAAGUGGCCCAUCAAGUGGUACGCGCCGGAGUCCUACAACUACGGCACUUUCAGCCACGCCUCCGAUGUGUGGAGCUACGGAGUCACGUUGUGGGAAAUGUUCUCCUAUGGGAAGCAGCCCUACGGAGAUAUGAGGGGGAUAGAGGCAAUACAAUUAGUUGAAAGCGGCAAACGUCUCGACAGGCCAGAGGACUGUCCCGACGAGAUCUACCAAGUGAUGCUGGACUGCUGGGCCUAUAACCCUGACCAAAGGCCCACCUUUAGUCAACUUGUGGACGUGUUCUCGAACAAUCCCGAGUAUGUAAACAUCAGUGAACUGGCUCUAGAAGACAACGAAGACAUUAUUGUGUAAAUAAUUUUUAUUUUUGCUAAUGUAAAUUUAAGCGUGACAGCUAGGCCUUUAACCUAGUAUUGGCAGGUUAGUACACAUGAAAUAGUCGAGUCGUAAGAACAAUUUAAAAAUAUUAUGACCUAAUAAUCAAUGUAAAAUGCAUUUUUAUGGUUAAAAGAUUUUAUUGAAUAAUGACGUAAUCACUUAUAGUCAAGAUUUGUGUUUGUGCUAGUUUGAUAUCGAUAUCUGAAGUGGGGAUAGUAUAGGGUGCGUUGCCAUUGAAGCGUGGCUCUGUGGAGCUGAGUUAGACAUGAAAGAAUGAUCGGUCACAAUGCUCAAAAUAAAUAUCUUAACUCCAUUUCAGCAUAAAAAGCAUAAGGAGUUUAGAAAAAAAUUAAUGAUAAUUUAUGGAAUGCGAAAGCUGCAUAAAGCGAUGCUGUGCAAAGCACAGUGGUGUUUUUGUGUAAUAAAUUUGCAACGCAGUGACAGAAGUCCAAUUCAUUUAUCAGCCAUCUACACAACUCGGCUCCUCACAACUCCGCUACAAUGUCAUGUCUUUCAUGACGCUCCGUACAGUUCCGUUUCAAGGGUAAUGCACCCUAGGUAUUCAAUUUAAGUCGCCAUUUUUAAAUAAGUAGAACACAUUUUAAGGAAUUGCUUUACAAAAAUUGCAUUUUAUGAUUUAGAUAAUAUGUACAAAAAGGAAUUGUUACAUUUUUAAUUUUUUACCUAAUAAGGCAUACAUAUACUCGAUUUUUCAUAACCAACUCUUUGCAUAUGGGGAUAUAUAAUGUGAAAUUGAUUAAAUUUAGAUUUAACUCCAAAAUAAGUAUGCAUUUAAGAAUACUAUCAUUUCUAUCACUGUACUCUGUUUUUUGCUAUCCAGACUGUUGACUUUGUUGACUUCCAACUGAUACCAAGGGAAACCACUAUUGGCCCUUUUGGGUCUUACGGCACAAUAUAUUUACCAUGUGGUCUCCAUUCUCGUUUUAUAUACUUAUACAUUUCGCUUAGCCUCUACCUCUUAUACUUUUUAGUAAGUUCAAAAACUAGAAACUACGAGGAGGUCGCUAAAACAUAACACCGAAACUAUUUUGCCGUUAUGUGCCUACUCUAAACGGGGAGUAUUUAGGUAAUAAUUGUGUAAAUAAUCCUUUACUAAUAUUACAUAGUGGAUCUGACAUUGUUAUUUUUUAAUUGCAUUUGUGGUUUAUUGAUAUUUAUUCAUGAAUAAAUGGCAGAGAUAUAUUUUUAUUAUAAAGACAUCAAAUAUAUUUAAGCUUUAUGCUUAUUACUUUAAUUUGGCUUGGUUUAUUAGAUAAUAUUUCAGAGAAUAUUUGUAUCUAUUUUAACUGAAUCCAUAGCAAUCUAACUAAUCUAAGGCAAUAAACAUGCCAUGCCAAAUACAUUGUAUCUCAUAAGAUUACUUUAAUAAUGUUCCUUACCUUUGCCAAAAACGGCCAUCUGAAAUAAGUUUAAUCAAACAUUCCAUUUUACAUAGUGAGUUCACGUUGACCCCACAUUCAAUUUGUUUUUUUUUAUGGUGCGUUUUAUUAUACAUUGUAUUUACAUAAGCACCAAUGUAAAUAUUUAUUUUAAGAUGUGUUUAUAUUAUAUUAUUGACAGGAAGAUCGUUAUGCAAUAAAUUUAUUUCAAUUAUCGAGAUGCCAUUAACAUGCCAUAAAAAGUAAAAAAUCAUAUGUAAUCGUAAUUAUUGCCAUGAGGUUGUGUUAUAUAAUGUACAAAAAGCUAUAUAGUUACCUAAUGUAUAUGUUUAUUAUUUAGAGAAUUUAUAUUAAAUUCUAUAUGAGUCUGAUUUAGCUUAAUACUUUUAUAUCGUGACA
Molecule: messenger RNA, 4442 nt
Organism: Amyelois transitella
Lineage: Eukaryota; Metazoa; Arthropoda; Insecta; Lepidoptera; Pyralidae
Gene: Shark
Product: tyrosine-protein kinase Shark
Exons: 14
Coding region: 205-2619 (804 amino acids)
Biological process (GO): protein phosphorylation
Molecular function (GO): ATP binding; protein tyrosine kinase activity; protein binding
Source: RefSeq, a predicted model, not a curated record